UCCGGGCCACCCUCCGUCCUGUCACUGUCCUGCGGGUAAUAGACCCCCGGGGCCGCCGUCCCGCGGGACCACUGCCGCACGAGCGCCCCGCGCCCACCAUGUCCUGCGGCUUCCCUGUGAGCUUGGCCCGGUCGUAGUUGCCGCGAUGCGCCUGGGCGCGGUCCUGAGCGCGCUGCGGCCUGCGCUGCCCCUCCUGCUCGGGCUGUCCCUGGGCUGCAGCCUGAGCCUCCUGCGCGCCUCCUGGAGCCACGGCGCGGCUGAGGAACGCUGUCUGGCAGCGGGCCCGCCCGCGCCGCCCGCCCGCGGGGCUCCGCCCGAGGCAGCGGAGGGGAGGCCGGGCCUGGGCCACGAGGACUUCAGGCCCCGGAUUGUGCCGUAUUACAGAGACCCCAACAAGCCUUACAAAAAAGUGCUCAGAACUCGCUACAUCCAGACAGAAUUGGGAUUCCAUGAGAGACUGUUUGUGGCUGUGCUGACCUCCAAGGCCACACUGAACACGUUGGCAGUGGCAGUGAACAAGACAGUGGCCCACCACUUCCCACGCCUGCUGUACUUCACUGGGCUGCGCAGUGCCAAGGUGCCCCAUGGCAUGGUGCUGGUGGCCCAUGGUGACGAGAGGCCCAUUUGGCUCAUGUAUGAGACCAUGAACUAUAUCCAUCAGCAUUUUGGUUCUGACUAUGACUGGUUCUACAUCAUGCAGGAUGACACCUAUGCCCAAGCUGAACAGGUCAAGGCUCUGGUGACACACCUGAGCAUUAACCAAGAUGUGUACCUGGGGCGAGCAGAGGAAUUCAUCGGGGGAGAUGAGCAGGCCCGUUACUGUCACGGGGGCUUUGGCUACCUGCUGUCCCGUAGCCUCUUGCUUAAGCUCCACCCACACCUGGACAGCUGUCGCAAUGAGAUCCUCAGUGUACGCCCAGAUGAGUGGCUGGGUCGUUGCAUCAUUGAUUUUCUUGGCAUCACUUGUGUUUCCCAGCUCCAGGGCCAGCAUUAUCACACUUAUGAACUAGCCAAGAAUACUGAACCAGAGAAGGAGGAAGAAGAGGAGUUCCAAGCAGCUCUUGCAGUGCACCCUGUUUCUGACAUGACCCUGAUGUACCGGCUGCACAAGCAGUUCAGCAGGAUCCAGCUGGACAGAGUCUAUCAGGAGAUACAGGACCUCCAGUUGCAGAUCAGGAACCUGACAGCACUGACGCCUGCAGGUGAGGCAGGUGUGACCUGGCCUGUGGGCAUUAAUGCCCCAUUCCUUCCAAAGUCCCGUUUUGAGGUGAUCAGCUGGGACUACUUCACAGAACAGCACCUCUUCUCCUGUCCUGAUGGCUCCCCAAAGUGUGAACUCUCUGGAGCCAGCAAGGCAGAUGUCAGUGAAAUCAUUGAGUCUGCAGUGGAGCAGCUGAACCAUUUGUAUCAGCCCCUGCUCCGCUUCAGCAAGCGGCAGCUGCUGAACGGCUACCGGCGCUUCGACCCCACGCGGGGCAUGGAAUACACCCUGGACCUGCUCCUGGAGGCUGCCACCCAGAAGGGUCACAGUCAUGUUCUGGCCAAGCGAGUGAGCUUGGUACGACCCUUAAGUAAGGUGGAAAUUAUUCCCAUGCCAUAUGUGACAGAGGCCACACGGGUGCAGUUGGUGCUUCCCUUGACAGUGCAGGACCUGGAUUUUGUAGCAAACUUCCUGGAUGUGUUUGCUAUGAACACACUGGACACGCAUGAUAAUGCUUUGCUGACUUUGCUUUUAAUCUACCAUCCCUAUGAUGCCCAGAGAGUUGGUCAGGUGGAUGUUUUUGCUGGAGUCAAAGCCAUGGUAGGAGAGCUAGAGAAACGCUAUGCAGAAGUUAAAAUCCCAUGGAUUAGUGUUAAAACGGAGGUGCCAUCGCAAGUGAAGCUCAUGGAUAUAGUCUCAAAGAAGCACCCUGUGGACACACUGUUUUUCUUGGCCAGCGUCUGGACAGAAAUCAACACGGAGUUUCUGAACCGCUGCCGUAUGAAUACCAUCAGCAAUUGGCAGGUCUUUUUCCCUGUGCAUUUCCAGGAGUUCAACCCUGCACUAGUGUACCGUGGUGAGCAGACGGCAUCCUCCAACACUGACUUCCUGAGAGAUGGGCAUUUUGACAGACAUUCCUUUGCUGAGGCCUGCUUUUAUAAUUCUGAUUAUAUGACAGCACGUACCAAGCUCGCAGCCGAUAUCCUGGACCGAGAUGAGGUGCUGGAGAGCAUGGAGGUAUUUGAUGUGUUCCUCCACUACUCUGGCCUGCACCUGUUCAGGGCUGUGGAGCCAGGGCUAGUGCAGAAAUAUACACUGCGAAGCUGCAAUCCGCGGCUCAGUGAGGAGCUGUACCACCGCUGUGUGCUAAGUAACUUGGAAGGACUUGCAUCCCGCUCACAUUUAGCCAUGGCCCUCUUUGAGCAGGAACAGGCCAACAGCACUUGAGAAAUGAGAAACACCAAGAGCGUCUCAGCACCUUAACACUUGGCACUUUCCAUCCCCUUCCCAGCCUUGCCAUGGGUGAAGGGUAUGUCAGGGGAGGAGGAAGACUUUCCCAGACCCACUCUGAGGCACAUGGGCUGCGGAAUGAGGGUGUUUCAGUAGAGGGGGUUUGGUUUGUUUUUGGGUUUUUUUUUAAAUAAAUUUAAUGUUUUUUUCCAGGCAGAAUAAUGUUGUCACUUGUAAACUUUGCAGCCUCUGGGAUGAGGGAGGUAAACCAGCUGUAGAAUGGACCUUACUUAAAGCUAUGUAAUUCUGCUGAGCAGUGCAGGGAGAGAGUGAGUAUGAGCUGUGUACUUGGACUAAGUUACCUUGACGGUGCUACCCUCAGGGCUGUUGCUGCAUCCUCCUGUGUGUUUAUGCAUUUCACUUUUUCGAGAGGCAUAAACACAGCCUGUCUGGUUUAUCUGGACAAAGCUGUUCAGCCGCUUUCACUUUUGCGGUUUUGGUUCUUCCAGAGCUGCAGUGUUUGAAUAUCUUGGGGAUAUUUAUCCACAUUGAAGGGUGUUUAAAUAUCUUGAAGAUGGAGACUCCAUAGUCCUUC
Messenger RNA from Cinclus cinclus, 3026 nucleotides. It is a transcript of the gene CHPF2, whose product is annotated as chondroitin polymerizing factor 2. Bases 146 to 2428 code for a protein of 760 amino acids. Gene Ontology annotation, cellular component: Golgi cisterna membrane. Gene Ontology annotation, molecular function: glucuronosyl-N-acetylgalactosaminyl-proteoglycan 4-beta-N-acetylgalactosaminyltransferase activity. The transcript has 4 exons. The record is from RefSeq and is a predicted model, not a curated record. NCBI's taxonomy places the organism in Eukaryota, Metazoa, Chordata, Aves, Passeriformes, Cinclidae.